This is a messenger RNA of Actinia tenebrosa (Australian red waratah sea anemone), 799 nucleotides long. Its product is annotated as myosin-IIIb. Gene Ontology annotation, cellular component: myosin complex. The record is from RefSeq and is a predicted model, not a curated record. Gene Ontology annotation, molecular function: microfilament motor activity; ATP binding; protein binding. Gene Ontology annotation, biological process: peptidyl-serine phosphorylation; regulation of actin filament length. NCBI's taxonomy places the organism in Eukaryota, Metazoa, Cnidaria, Anthozoa, Actiniaria, Actiniidae.
AAAACAAGACUUAAAAAUUUGCAUAAUACUGUGGAAUCGUUCACUGAACCUGAGCGGAACUAUUUUAAAAGUCCAAUUUUAUACUUCAUUCCUUCAAAAUGGCGUCGAAGUUUGGAGGGAAGGCGGACGAUUUGGCGACUUUGCCGAAAUUAGAUGCUCAAAUAAUUUUACAGGAACUUAGACAACGUUAUUCGCAGGAUAAAAUCUAUACAUAUGUUGGAGAUAUUUUGAUUGCUGUCAAUCCGUUCAAGACUCUGGAUAUUUAUAAUAAAAAGGUUUCCAACAAGUACAAAGAAAUUGUGAAAUCAUCAGAGCCUCCUCAUAUCUAUGCAGUUGCUGAUGCAGCAUAUCAGGCGGUACUCGGUAAAGGUGUUGCUAAACCACAACACCAGUGCUGUGUUAUCAGUGGUGAAAGUGGAGCAGGCAAAACAGAAUCUACCAAGUUCCUGAUCAGCCAAAUUAUUGAACUAUCACAAGGGAACACUCAGCUUGAACAGCAGAUCCUACAGGUGAACUCACUGCUGGAAGCUUUUGGCAAUGCUCAGACAGUGAUGAAUGACAAUUCCAGUAGAUUUGGGAAAUACAUACAAAUAAAGUUCAUAAAUGGCUCAGUUAUUGGUGCUAAGAUUUCUGAGUAUCUUCUGGAGAAGUCUAGGGUGGCCAUGCAGAAUACUGGCGAAGAAAACUUCCACAUUUUCUACUACAUGUUUGCUGGUUUAUCCCAACAAGAACUACAGAAUUACCAUCUGGGAUCUCCCAAUAAAUACAAGUAGGUAUCCUUACAUAUAGUACCUUGAUC